AUGGCAUACGAAGUUCGAUAUAUGUGGCACCCCACGCACAAGGUGACGGACCUGAAAGCGUGCGAGAAGUUCUUCCAGGAUGUGUUCAACUUGGAGAGCACGCCUGUAGAGGCGAACCUGCCCCCGAAGGAAGAGUGUCCCACAUACCCACGCGACUACUCAAUCCUGACCAUGAUCCGCGAGGUCAUGUUCGACUGCGUGGAUCCCACGAAGUACGUCGUCGAGGGGCGGCAGUCCCUGGAGGACGUCGACGAGCCAGGACACCUUUUCUGCUUCGGCCUAGCCGUGGACGGCGCAGACGAGAUUUACAAGGUGUGCAUUGACCACGGGAUCCGCAGCACCGACCAGGCGAAUCGGCUGGGCAGUCUCAAAAAACCACCUAUCACAGGGUUCAAGAACGCAACGCUCUUCUUUACCCUUCCCGAAAGUGCUGGGCUACGAUACCAGAUCUAUCCGGUCAGCGCGACGGGCCCUCCUGACCCCCGAGCUGAACCAGGCUGGAAACUCCCUCCCGUGGCAGAGAACGAUCCUCUGGCACUGGAGUUCUGCUCUCAUCACACAAUCCUCUCGGCCAAUCCAGUCAAAGCCUUCAAUUUCCUCAUCGGUAUCUUGAAGGGCAGGAUCAUCCAUCAAGGUCGUAAUGAACUCUUGGAGACCGACAGCACUUACAUUUCUCUCGGAGAUGGUGUCUAUGAAGUUGCUGUGCCUACUCGUGCAGGCUCGUUUGCGGCAGAAGAUCUGAAGUUCAAUGCCCCCUUUGACACAUAUCACGCGCUCACUUGGAAGGUGAAAGACCUUGCAAAGGUUCGGCGGCACCUGGAAGAUAAGAAGAUUCCCCUUUUGAUGCAGAACGAGCAUAUGGUGGUCACUGAUCCAAAGUACACUAUCGGAGUGCCCUGGGGUUUCACUGACCAAAAGGUGCCGGGUGAUCUGAGGUUGUCAACAUGA
Messenger RNA from Fonsecaea multimorphosa CBS 102226, 948 nucleotides. RefSeq lists its product as uncharacterized. The record is from RefSeq and is a predicted model, not a curated record. The coding region runs from base 1 to 948 and encodes 315 amino acids. Lineage: Eukaryota; Fungi; Ascomycota; Eurotiomycetes; Chaetothyriales; Herpotrichiellaceae. The transcript has a single exon.